Messenger RNA from Gadus macrocephalus (Pacific cod), 4494 nucleotides. RefSeq names its product SH3 and multiple ankyrin repeat domains protein 2-like. Gene Ontology annotation, cellular component: postsynaptic membrane; postsynaptic density; dendritic spine. Gene Ontology annotation, molecular function: synaptic receptor adaptor activity; ionotropic glutamate receptor binding. NCBI's taxonomy places the organism in Eukaryota, Metazoa, Chordata, Actinopteri, Gadiformes, Gadidae. The record is from RefSeq and is a predicted model, not a curated record.
GGCUCAUGGGCUGCGCUAACGGUCGCUCUGCGCGGCGUCUCCUCCACAGCGACUGCGUGGUGGACGAGAAGACGGUGGAGCUCCAGAAGAAGGAGAACGAGGGCUUCGGCUUCGUGCUGCGGGGGGCCAAAGCGGACACGCCCAUCGAGGAGUUCACCCCCACCCCCGCCUUCCCGGCGCUGCAGUACCUCGAGUCGGUGGAUGAGGGGGGCGUGGCCUGGCAGGCGGGGCUCCGCACGGGAGACUUCCUCAUCGAGGUGAACCAGGUGAGCGUGGUGAAGGUUGGCCACAGGCAGGUGGUCAACAUGAUCCGUGUGGGCAGCGACCGGCUGCUCAUCAAGGUGGUGACGGUCAGCCGCAGCCCCGAGCCAGACGACACCGCCCGCAAAAAAGCCCCUCCACCUCCAAAGAGAGCCCCCACCACUGCCCUCUCCAUGCGCUCCAAAUCGAUGACCUCUGAACUAGAAGAACUAGACAAGGUGGACGAGGCCCAGCCGCCGCACAAGAACCCCGACAUGAAGGUGGCCACCAUCAAACCACGCCCCUCCAGCCGCUGCCUGGUGACCUCUGAGAUGAACUCUCUGUACCACGACCGCCAGGGGGUGGCGGUGGCCCCUCCCACGGUGCCCGGGGGCCUUCUGGGAGUACCUGCCAAGAGCACCAUCAAGAAACAGAAGUCCAUAGGGACCGAGGAGGAGACGCUGGGCUUCCUCACGCCGCCAUCGCUCAAGUUCUCCCGCAGUCUUUCUAUGCCGGACACCUCAGAGGACAUCCCCCCUCCGCCCGCCGUCUCCCCCCCCUCCCCCCCCGCCUACAACGCCCCCGCCAGCCAGACCCUGCGGGGCUACGGCGCCCGGCCCGGGUUCACGCACAACGCCAACGCCGUGAGCACCAUGGGCCGGGACGCGGGCACCCUGCGGCGCGGCUACUACCGGCAGAGCUCGGAGCAGUUCGAGAGCAGCCGGCUGCGGGGCCGCGCGCCCGUGCCCGAGAACCCGUACUCCGAGGUGGGCAAGAACCUAUACGUGCCCGCCAAGCCGGCCCGGAGGAAGGGCAUGCUGGUGAAGCAGCCCAACGUGGAGGACAGCCCCGAGAAGAGCGGCCACAAGGCGGCGUCCGGGCCGGCCUCUAUGCCCUCCACGCCCACGGAGCGCACCUGCUCCUCCAUCCCCAUCCCCACCAUCAUCAUCAAGGAGCCCUCCACCAGCAGCAGCGGCAAGAGCAGCCAGGGCAGCAGCAUGGAGGUGGAGCCCACCACCCCGGAGCACCCCCCCCUCGCAGCCGCCGGGGGCGGGGGGCUGCGGCCCGGGGACUCCCUCGCGCUCAGCAACCCCUUCGCCGCCGCCAUCGCCGGGGCGGUGCGGGACCGGGAGAAAAGGUUGGAGGCCAGGAAGAACUCGACGGCGUUCCAGUCGAUCGACGCGGGGGACGAGGACGGCCCCACCCCCGCCCCCCGCCUGCGCCAGUCCCGCUCCAUCGACGAGGGCAUGUUCAGCGGCGACGAGCGGCUGCGGAGGGCCGCCAUGCCCCCGCUCUCCAUCCAGCUCGGGCGUCCCCUGGGCGGCGGCGGCGGCAACCUGACCGACGUCAACAGCCCCGAGCCCGCGGUGGUCCGCGAGCCGCUCAACACCCGCACCGGCCAGUGCCCCAACCUGGACAGCCCCCUCAGCCUCCCGGCCACGCCCCCUAAGAGCCACAACGGGGCCGCCGGUACCUACCUCCACCCCGUCACCGGGAAAGCCUUGGAUCCCAACUCCCCCCUCGCCCUGGCCCUCGCGGCCCGGGACCGCGCCAUGAAGGAGCAGCACGGCCACCAGAACCCGGCCCCCUCGCCCCCCAGGACGGAGCCCCAGUCCCUCCCGUCCCAGCCCGGCCACAAGGCCGAGCUCAUCCAGCCGCUGUUCAUCGACACCAAGCUGCGCUCCGGCAUGGAGGCGGGCUUCGGCCCCGCCGGGACCGCCACCGUGGGCCGGGCGGGCCGGGGAGGCCGGGGGGGCCGCGGGGGGCUGCGGCGCCAGAUGACGGAGCAGAGGUACGAGACGGACGGGGCGCGGGAGCAGAGGCAGCACCAGAAGCUGGAGCAGAGGAAGAGCGCCCCGGUGGAGGCCGUGGAGCCCCCCGCCGGGCUGCUGAUGGUCCACACCGAGGAGGGGGGCCGGGAGAGCGACCGCCCCACCGAGCUGAAGGACCCCGACCCCCCCCACAAGGCCGGCGCCCCCAGGGCCCCGCCCUCCUCCGACCCGCCGGCGGCCCUGCGGCGCGGCGUGGCGGCCGGCGAGUCCCUGGACGAACCGGUGAAGCUUCCCUUCCGGAUCCCCCCCCCCCCGCUGGCGUCCGUGGACAUCGACGACGAGUUCGUCUUCUCGGAGCCGCUCCCCCCGCCGUUGGAGUUCGCCAACAGCGUCGACGUCCCCGACGACCAGGCCGGCGCCAUCGCCGAGAUGAUCCAGCGGCAGCGGCAGAACGGGGGGCCGCACCACGCCCCGCCCCCCACGGGGGCGCACCACCGGCGGGGCUUGCUGACCAACUGCAUGCCCCCGGCCUUCCCCCCCCAGGACCCGGAGCGCCGCGUGGGCGACUCGUGCGGCGAGGAGGCGGACGGGCGGAGCGGUGGGGAGCCCGGCCGCGCCGAGACCACCAGCACCGUCUCCAGCGUCUCCACGCUGUCCUCGGAGGGGGGCUUCUGCGACCUGGAGGGCCUCUACGCCGACGGCCACGCCUUCUUGCUGGACCGCCCCCCCGUCCCGCCCAAACCCAAGGGCAAGCCCCUCAUCAACCGGACGUCCCUCUACCACGACGCCCUGAUCGAGGAGCCGCCCGAGGCCUUCGGCUCACCGCCACAGGCUCCUCCCCCUCCUCCUGGUUCCGACCCCCCCCCCGCACAACGGACCUCCAAGCUGUGGGGGGAGCAGCCCGCCGAGCUGCGCAGCCCGCCGGCCACGCCCGACCCCAAGAACACCGUCAUCAGCGAGCUCAGCUCCAUCCUUCAGCAGAUGAACCGCGAGAGGCCCCCCAGGACCGAGGGCCUGGACUCCCCCACAGGGGCCCGGGGCGUGUUCGGCUCCAGGACCCCUGCAGAUGAGGCGGCCACGCGGCCGGUGGCCGGCCUCAGCGCCACGCCCCCUGCCGGCCUCCCACCCCCCCCCCAGCAGCCCCGCACUGGCAGCCCGCCCGACUCCGGCGCCUCCUCGCUCACCCCCUGCUCCUCGCUGCCGCCGUCCGCCUCCCCCACGCUGACGGAGGCCUUCGGCCUGGCCACGCCCCCGCUGGGCGGCGGCUACAGCCUGGGCUCCUCCUCCUGCGGAGGCUCCUCCCGCUCGCCCUCGCCGCUCUCCCUGCUGCAGGCCGCCGCCGCCGCCUCGGGGAAGCCCUUCGCCGGGAAGCCGGUGGACCUGUGGAGCAAGGCGGACGUGGCGGACUGGCUGGAGAGCCUGAACCUGGCGGAGCACCGCGACGCCUUCCUGGACAACGAGAUCGAGGGCGCGCACCUGGCCUCGCUGCGCAAGGAGGACCUGAUCGACCUGGGGGUGACGCGGGUCGGCCACCGCAUGAACAUCGAGCGGGCGCUGAAGCUGCUGACGGACAGAUAGGCCCCCGAGAGGGGGCGGGGCCACCCACCGGGAGGGGGCGGGGCCACCCGCUGGGAGGGGGCGGGGCCACCCACCUGGAGGGGGGGGGGGCCAACCGCCGGGGGCUCCUAGGGGCGGCGGUCGGGGCGGUCGACGUCCCCCCCCCCCCCCGUCUGGCGUCGCCAUGGAGACGGGGUGUGAUGGGAGGGGGUCCCGCCCCCGUGUCGACACCCCUCCUCCGUCGACCAGAGGAACGACCUGUGUAUCCUCUGGGUGGGCGGACUGGGAGGACUGGGAGGACUGGGAGUCCUCCUGAGGCUGGCCAGCCACUCCGUGCUGCUCCCCAGCUGAGCUGGACAGCGCUCCUUUUCUAUCUUUGCUAGAGUUGCUCAGAAAUAGUAUUUCUUCACCGUUUUGUUUGAAAAUAGGAAUCUUAUCCCACUUGAUUAGUACAGCGAUCUUGUGUAUACUAAACACACAAACACACACCUUUUUCACAGUGCCACAUACCAACACACACAAACACACACACUCAUGGGUUCACCUUUUUCACUACCUUUCAUACCACACUCACACAGACACUAUGCUAGCACACAGAUAACACACAACCAUGCACAUUCACAACGUUGUCACUGCAAUGGCCUUCUCCUCCUCUUCCUCCUCCUCCUCCUCCUCCUCAGAAAGAGCAGUGCAUGAUGGGAGGGGCCCUACUAGGAAGCCCCAUUGUAGCAGGUUACAGUCCAGCGUCUGUCCCCAUCCCUCAAUACUAGAACCAAAGUCCCUCACCAGUAGAACCAGUCCCUCACCAGUAGAACCAGUCCCUCACCAGUAGAACUAGUCCCUCACCAGUAGAACCAGACCCUCACCAGUAGAACCAGUCCCUCACCAGUAGAACCAGUCCCUCACCAGUAGAACCAGUCCCUCA